Messenger RNA from Temnothorax curvispinosus, 4323 nucleotides. It is a transcript of the gene fz, whose product is annotated as frizzled-7-B. Gene Ontology annotation, molecular function: Wnt receptor activity; Wnt-protein binding. Bases 474 to 2249 code for a protein of 591 amino acids. Gene Ontology annotation, cellular component: plasma membrane. The record is from RefSeq and is a predicted model, not a curated record. Lineage: Eukaryota; Metazoa; Arthropoda; Insecta; Hymenoptera; Formicidae. Gene Ontology annotation, biological process: non-canonical Wnt signaling pathway; canonical Wnt signaling pathway. The transcript is spliced from 3 exons.
UUUUCUUUGCAAAAAUCGCAUUUAAAUCUCGCAUUGAAAUUCCGGGUUCCACGAUCGCGGAGUCGAAACGAUCUAGAGAAGGAACGGGAGCGCGCCUCGCAGAAUGUGCACGUAUAUUCGCGACACGACGUAUUCCAAAAUGUCUCUAGAAAGCGGGUUCUCCAAUUGGCUGUUGGACACCCGGAGCGCGAUGAGGAUUCUCCCUGACCUCCCUUCUCCCUCGACGCCGUCGCCGAGACAUUGAAGACACUCGUACGGCUGCCAUAACUGUUUACACCGCUGCUCCGGGAGCGCGUCCACCACCACCUUCACCCUCAUUAUCGCCACCCUCACCCGUCCUGUCAUCCUCAUCCUUGCCGUCGCGUCGUCGCGUGGUCGCUGAGCGUAAAUAUCGGCAUGUUCCGUCGGCGCCGGUCGUGAGUGUCCCCCAACGAGGUGGUGCGCGCCCGUCCCCGACGAGAGGAGGCCCAGAGAUGCUGCGGACGGCGAUGAUCGGCGCGUUUCUGUCCGUGAUGGCUGUCACCGCCGCCCUGCAUUCCUCCACCGCCCUAAACGGCGGCGGCGGUGGCGGCGUCGGUGAUCCCCUCGCCCAUCACGGCCGCUGCGAGCCCAUCACCAUCAAUCUCUGCAUGAACAUCCCGUACAACGAGACGAUCAUGCCGAACCUGAUGAAUCAUCAGAAGCAGGAGGACGCCGGCCAGGAGGUGCACCAGUACAUGCCGCUCGUCAAGAUGAAGUGCAGCCCGGAUCUGCGCUUCUUCCUCUGCACCGUCUACGCGCCCGUCUGCACCAUCAUCGACAAGGCGAUACCGCCGUGCCGGUCGCUCUGCGAGAGCGCCCGCUCCGGCUGCGAGAGCCUGAUGAACAGCUUCGGCUUCGCGUGGCCGGAGGCCCUCGACUGCGCCAAGAUGCCGGAGAACGGCGGCACGGAGCUCUGCGUGGGCACCAACGAGACCACCGCGCCCCAGGAGCCCGCCGCGCCGGUCUAUCCACCGGCCCGCAUGCCGGUCGCGGAGUUCCAGCCACCCUGGAACGAGGGACUGAAGCCUUACGGCGGCGUCGGCACUGUCGGUGGCAACGGUUUCGCCAUGGGUGCCAGGGACUUCGGCUUCGUGUGCCCGGUCCAGUUCAAGGUGCCUCACGGAUUAGGGUACUCGCUGAAGGUGGACAACAAGGUGGAGCCUGACUGCGGGGCGCCCUGCGACGGGAUGUUCUUCACCGAGAGGCAGAGAAAGUUCGCCAGGGUGUGGGUCGGCACUUGGGCCUCCGUCUGUGCCGUUUCCUGCUUCUUCACGUUCCUGACAUUCCUCAUUGAUAGAGAUAGAUUUAGGUAUCCCGAGAGGCCUAUCAUUUUCUUGUCCAUAUGUUACCUGAUGGUGGCACUGGCUUACGUGAUCGGCUGGGCAGCCGGCAACUCGAUAUCGUGCAUGGAGCCGUUCCCACCGCCGAUGGGUAUCCGAAUACAGAUGGCUUCUAUAAUCGCUCAGGGUACCAAGGAUGAAUUGUGCACCGUGCUCUUCAUGAUUCUCUAUUUUUUCGGCAUGGCGUCGAGCAUCUGGUGGGUCAUCCUCACCCUCACGUGGUUCCUGGCGGCUGGAUUAAAGUGGGGACACGAAGCAAUCGAGACUAACUCGCAAUACUUCCACCUGGCCGCCUGGGCCGCGCCGGCUGUGAAGACCGUUACUAUCCUAGCGAUGGGAAAAGUGGAAGGUGAUAUAUUGUCCGGGGUCUGCUACGUCGGUCUUUGGAACGUGGAGGCUCUACGGGGCUUCGUCCUGGCACCGCUGUGCGUUUAUCUUUUUCUGGGCAUUGUGUUCCUGCUGGCAGGCUUCGUCUCGCUCUUCCGCAUCCGGACGGUGAUGAAGCACGACGGCACAAAGACUGACAAGCUCGAGAAACUCAUGAUUCGCAUCGGCAUCUUUUCCGUGCUCUACAUCGUACCUGCCAUGGUCGUGAUCGUAUGCCUCUUCUACGAGCAGGCAUAUUUCGACCAAUGGAUGCUUACGUGGAACAUGGAGAUGUGCUCGCGACCGGGCCCGCAGUCGAUCUACUCGUUGCCGUGUCCCCUCGGCGAGCGCACCCGCGACCUCGGUCGUAAACCCGAUUUCGAGAUCUUCAUGAUCAAAUACCUCAUGGCGAUGAUAGUCGGCAUUACCAGCAGCUUCUGGGUAUGGUCCAAGAAGACGCUUACCAGCUGGCAGCAAUUCUUCCAUCAGAUACGAGGUCAUCGCACCGAGGCCUACGUUUAAGGUCGCAGCUGCAAUUCGUUCACGAAGAUCUACAGAUCCUUUUUUUUUUUCUAAUUUCGGAAGAUCAGGAAACUUAAACACUAAGACGGUUGGUGAAAACUUCGAAAGACAUUUGAGACAAGAAAAGACUAAUGUCUUUUUUCUCAAUACUUUACCGUUACGUUGCAUGUUUCUUGAACUUCGUAGAUCUUUGUAACUUAAUGUGCAGUUAGGAAGGUAAGAGAAUUUUCCGAUAAUGGAGGAAAACGCCUACAAUACUCGUGACUUUCAUAAUGAUGCUAAAUUGUGUAGGUUCAUCAAGUAAGACAGUCGCACGACGUCGCUACCAGGGAUCUUCCCGGAGUUCUCAGUGUCAUGUCCCAGUUUUUCGCAUAAUGUAAAACACGUAACUAAAGUGCAUAACUUUUUUUUAAUUAAAAUUACGAAGUAAUUAGCUUUUAAAAGUUUUAAUUUAUCGUGCGACAUCGGCAUAGCCAAAGGUUUUUUUAUAAUUCAGUUUCUCGAAUUUAUACGUACUCAUUCAUUAUUUCAUUAACCCUUCGGAGGCAGACGUCGGAUCACUCGUGACCCAUGCUGUUUUGUUUAGACUGUACGGCUCAAGGAGUCUUGACUACUUGAGCUCUAAAUCUAAACAAAUAGCCAAAUAAAUGAGUCACAAGUAAAUAACAUUUUCAUGUAAGCAUUUGUUUUGCAACACAUACAGUCACGCGGCUGUCUCGGUGUCCGCCUUCCGAGGGUUAAUUAUUUCAUCAUAUGAUAAAAUAUAGUGAAUAAUAAUAAAACGAACGAAAUAAUAUUAAUUAUUUCACAUUCUUUCUAGUUUUUGAGAAUCUAGUUUAUAUCAGUCAAAGUGAUCUGAAUCAAAAUUGCAAUAAUGCUUCGCGUUACGUUUAUCUUACGAAUAAUUUAAAGGCAUACGUUAAUAUUCGUCGCUCUCUGUGUGUGCCAAAUAAGUUUUUUUUAUCACAUUUUUAUGUAAUGACCUACGACUUUGUAAAUUAUUUGAACUGAAUGUCGAUGAGUUCGAAAGUAUUAUUAGACGAUAUUCGUUCUUUUACUAGCGUAAUCUCAUCUCUUCUUACGAACGACUCAAGUCCCUACGUUUAAGUUGAAAAUGCUCAAAUGCUAUAGCAAGACAAAUCAAGUGUUCAAAGUUUUUAAAGCAGCUAGCCGGAUCCAAGGAUCCGACAUAAUCUAACAAUAAGAAUUUAAGACUUUUAAUAGCAAAUUCAGUUGAAUAUAUCAGCGCGUAUUGGUGCACGUUAAAGAUUGUACAUAAAAAUAUAUAUUCAUAGUGAACGGUUGGACGCACUAGACGCUUGAAUACAAAUUACAAGUUAACCGUAUUGCUUGAUAGAACGCAGUUUGGACAUUUCACCAAUUAAAACGCUCGCAUCAUGCUUUUGCACUUGAAUUAAAUCGAUUUAUUAUAAUAAACUCGGUAACUUACAUCAGUACGCGCUGAUGGAUUCAAUCGAAAUCAUUGUAAAAAAUCCUAAACAACCUAACGAUCAUACUUUCACACUGCCGAAUCUUUUCAUCUCGACAUCACUGAUGGCGAAUCGAAAAAUCUAUUACGCUUAAUUUUUACAAAGUACCCGAGGGACAUAAAAAGAAAGGAUGUAAUGAUACUCAGGCGGAGAUACUCGAUGGCCCUUGCCGGCCGUGCAUUUUGUAUCUAUAUUCGUUAAGGAUCCUUUUUCCGCGCGACGAAUGUAUUAUCAUCUAUAGUACCGUAAUGUCAAGCGUCGGGGACGCGUCUCGACGGAAUCUCAACGAGAUUAACUUGUAAGAUUUACUUGUAAGAAGUGUGCUACUUUAGGUUCACACCGGACUGUAUAUAAUUAUAUACAUUUUUUUAUUCUAUUCUCUCUACUUAUGUAUUAUAAUAUAUUUUUAAAGAUUUCUGUACAUAUAUAUACGUCGACGUGUUGUGCAUGGUCAAAGUUAUGCGAACAAACCGCGAAUUGCGUCCAACUGAAAUUGCCGAGCUUUUGUGUGCGAAAAUUCUGUGCUACGAAUGCGAUACGCGUGAUUUAUUAUGUAUUAUGGCACGCGCGAGACCGUACGAGAC